Molecule: messenger RNA, 999 nt
Organism: Owenia fusiformis
Lineage: Eukaryota; Metazoa; Annelida; Polychaeta; Sabellida; Oweniidae
Source: the annotation of a GenBank genome assembly
AAUUUGCCUGGAUAAAGUUAACAAUUAAAAAAAUGUAUUGACCUACUUACACCCACGACGAGGCUACACGGAAGUGAUCGAAAAGUUAAAAAGUUUUACAGCUCUGAUAAAAGAGAUACCCCAUACAAAGACUGAGUUAUGGCAUCGGGUGGUCCCCCACCUCCAUACCAACCAUCAGCUCCCCCUGCUGGUAUAUACCAACAACCACCUGCAGGAGCAUACCCAAACCAGCCACCACCACCAGGAGCAUACCCUGCUCAACCGCCACCAGGGGCAUACCCUGCUCAACCACCACCAGGAGUGUACCCACAAAAACAUGUUGUCGGGGAGAAUGUGACAAAUGUGCUUCCUGGUGGUAAAGGUGUGGUAGUGGCAGGUGCCUCACAGACAACUGUCGUGAAGAGUUCUGGCAACACACAUACAGUUGUACAUCAAAAACCAAAGAGGAGCUUGGCUAGUAGGGUAAUGAAGAUGAUGGACAAAGUCACAUUUGAUUUGGCUUACUUUGGCGAGAAUUCCAAGUUUCAAAGUUUAAACAUGUUCAAAGAAGGCAAUGUGGUCCAGCUCAUAUCUAAGGCCAGUGGGAAAUCAUUGCAGAUUGUUCAGUCACCCAAUGGUCAGUUCAUGGUAGAUGGGUGUGGUAUGGAAGGCCCGUCUGCAGCCAAUGCUGUGUGGACAGUAGAAGUUGUAGGAAGUAAUAUUGUGAAACUACAAAACAACUACAAUUACUUGGCUGUCAUCAAUGGGUGCACUACCCUUAUAUACUUUCCCCCUCAAAGUGGUUAUGCACUGGGCACUGAAACACACUUCCGUUUACAACAAAUCUCAAACUUUAUUCUGCUAGACUCUUUCAAGGAGUCAGGACAUCAUGUGGGGAUCUUGCCUACUGGGGAGUUGAAAUCUGCAGUUGCCACAGGAAAAGAAGAUCAUGCCCAGUUUGGGGUCAGACUCAUUUACACCCCACAUGUAGUUCAACCUGCCCCAAAUGUGAAACACUAA